Messenger RNA from Microthlaspi erraticum, 1194 nucleotides. Lineage: Eukaryota; Viridiplantae; Streptophyta; Magnoliopsida; Brassicales; Brassicaceae. The record is from the annotation of a GenBank genome assembly.
AUGUCCGAUCUUCCGAGGGAGAUGGAGGAGGAGGUGCUGUCGAAGCUUCCGGUGACAUCUCUGGGAGAAGUACGAUCGACCUGCAAAAAGUGGAACAGCAUAACGAAAGGUCAUAGCUUUUUGAAGAGGCACAUGGGUGAAUCAGCAGAAGGAGCAUCAAAGAAGAAGCAGAAGCAAAGGAAGGGAAUUGAAAUCAAGGUGGUGAUGUUGCUGGAAAAGAGAGUGUCUUUGAUGAGCGUCAAUCUCCUCUAUCCAUCUAUAGAGCCUAUAGGUAAUAUCAACGCAGAUGGAGUCGACAUAUCUAAAAUCAUUCACUGCGACGGUUUGUUCUUAUGCAUCACUGAAGAGGAAAACUCCUCUAGGGUUGUUGUGUUGAACCCUUAUCUGGGACAAACAAGGUGGAUCGAACCCAGAACUUCUUACCACAGAUUCGACAGUUACGCUCUCGGAUACGAUAAUAAGAAGAAGCACAAAGUCUUGAGAUUUGUGAAUGAUUACGACCCGAGAGUCAAGCACCGAGUUUGCGAGUUUGAAAUCUACAGUUUAGACUCCAACUCAUGGAAGGUUGUUGAUGUCGGUCCCGACCACGACUGGACCACUUCGUUUAUCCUCCGUGGCUUGUCUCUAAAGGGCAACACUUACUGGUAUGCUCGUGACAAGUUGGCAUCAAGUAGGAUAGAUGUCGCUGAUUUCCUAAUCUGUUUUGAUUUCGAAACGGAGAGGUUUGGACCGCGCCUGCCUCUGCCUUUCCACGGUCUCGUUGGAGACACGGUGACUCUUUCUAGCGUCAGAGAAGAGCAGCUCGCGGUGCUGUUUCAGGGAAACCGUGCGCCUGUAUACACGGUCGAGAUAUGGAUUAGUAGUAAGAUUGAGCCGAAUGCAGUGUCGUGGAGCAGCUUGUUCUUAGCUGUUGAUAUGAGACCACUCAUUGGUGUUCGGUUUAACAAUUACGCUGCGAGUUUCUUUGUUGACGAGGAGGAGAAGCUCGCGGUGGUUCUUCAUAAAGACAGAGGUAGUCCUGGCCCAACAACUCGCAACACGGCUUGCAUCGUUGGAGAUAAUGGCUACUUCAAACAAGUUGAUCUUGGCGAAUCUAAACAGUAUUGUUGUUUUCCCCUUGUGAGCUCUUAUGUUCCUAGCUCAGUGCAAAUCGAGCAACCUGCAAUACUGGGCAGCCAGAAGAACACACCUUAA